CUCAAGCGCAAACAUCUCAAGCGAUCUCUCAAGUCGUGAGUGAGCAUUCGAAACAAGAAAAAAAAACCAAAGAUAAAUCAAUUUUUGAAAACAAAGAAGAACAAAAAUGGUGAAAAGUGAAAUGGAAUUCAAGAGCAAUUUCUCCAUCGAUGCCAUUUUGGCCAAGAAACCCAUUAAUCCAACGCAACAGCCCAUCAAAAUCGAACCGGUGCACCAUCAACAUCACCAUCAUCAUCAGUAUGUGCAUCCAUACUCCAAUUCCGAUGGCGAACUGUCGGCUUCGGAGGAUUUCGAUAGCCCCAGUAGAACCAGUACACCGAUGAGCAGUGCCGCCGAAAGUCUCUCCUCCCAGAACAAUGACAAACUCGAUGUGGAGUUCGACGAUGAGCUGGAGGAUCAGCUGGACGAGGAUCAGGAGAGCGAGGAUGGCAAUCCAAGCAAGAAACAGAAGUUGAGCUCCGGCAGUGAUGCCAAGAAACCGCCUUACAGCUACAAUGCGUUGAUCAUGAUGGCCAUUCAGGAUAGCCCCGAGCAGAGGCUGACUUUGAAUGGCAUCUAUCAGUAUUUGAUCAAUAGGUUCCCCUACUUCAAGGCCAACAAGCGGGGCUGGCAAAACUCCAUACGCCAUAAUCUGAGCCUGAACAAGUGCUUCACGAAGAUUCCCCGCAGCUAUGAUGAUCCCGGCAAGGGCAACUACUGGAUUCUGGAUCCCUCGGCCGAGGAGGUUUUCAUUGGCGAAACGACUGGCAAAUUGAGGCGCAAAAAUCCGGGAGCAAGUCGCACUCGUUUGGCUGCCUAUCGUCAGGCCAUAUUCUCACCCAUGAUGGCUGGUUCGCCCUAUGGAGCCCCGGCUCCCGGUUACGGAUAUCCCGGAGUUCCAUUCGCCGGAGCCGCCGCUGCCGCCGCUGCUGCCGCCGCCGCCUUGUACCAGCGCAUGAAUCCCGCCGCCUAUCAAGCUGCCUACCAACAAAUGCAGUAUCAACAUCAACAACAGGCCCCGCAGCAGAACCACCAUCAUCACCAGUCGCCACAUCCCGUCCAGAUGCAGGCCUAUCCUCCACAACUCAAUGCUGAGUUGUUCCAGCGCAUGCAGUUCUUUGGCAAAUUCCCAUCCAGCUAAAUCUUGAGAGACGUAAAGGCGCACAACCAAGCCCAGCGCUUUGGAUCAACCUCAAAGAACAAAAACCAGGGACAAAAAGGGUCGCUUUGGGGAAGGAUAGCUAUUCUAUUCCCCCCCCCAGCGAAAAUCCCGUAACGUCUAAAUUUUGCAAUUUAGCAAAUUCUUUUGGUCAGCAACGCAUUGACCGCUUCGCUUCUUCAGCGGGUCCUACAAAAUCGACCUGGAAAGUCGAUUUUAAGAGCAAGAAAAGAGCACCGAAAUCGAAGGACAAUGGCUACCAAAAUAAAGCCACUUCUUGCCAGUCGAGGACCUUUGUAGUUCGCCAAACACUUUUUGUACAUAUGUAUUUAAGAAUGAGUAACAAAAAAAUUACAAAAAAAAAAGAAA
Molecule: messenger RNA, 1507 nt
Organism: Drosophila elegans
Lineage: Eukaryota; Metazoa; Arthropoda; Insecta; Diptera; Drosophilidae
Gene: slp1
Product: fork head domain transcription factor slp1
Exons: 1
Coding region: 107-1120 (337 amino acids)
Biological process (GO): regulation of transcription by RNA polymerase II
Cellular component (GO): nucleus
Molecular function (GO): sequence-specific double-stranded DNA binding; DNA-binding transcription factor activity
Source: RefSeq, a predicted model, not a curated record